This is a messenger RNA of Linum trigynum, 3571 nucleotides long. The record is from the annotation of a GenBank genome assembly. Lineage: Eukaryota; Viridiplantae; Streptophyta; Magnoliopsida; Malpighiales; Linaceae.
UCUCGUCCUCCUCAUCCUCCACCCAAAUCUCCUCCUUCCCCUACCUCUCACCUUCCCCCCUUCCCAGAGAAACCAUUAGUUCCAUAAAUUAACACCCUCGCCGGCGCCAUUCCCCAUACCGCCGGCUCUGCCUCUGCCUUCGCUUCCCGCGUUCCGGCUGGGCGCCUCCCGGAGCUCGAUCCUCAUUCCCCCUUUUGCCCUCCCCUGUUCCCGAUCUCGCCCAGCUCCGUCGAAUAAGGUGAUUUCAUUUACAAUUUUACUCCUCUAUUUCCCCCCGCUUUCUUGGAUCUCCCCCCUGAAUUUCAUUCUUCCCGCCCUUUCGUUAUGUUCUCUCGUCGGAACGUUGACAAUGUGGAUAAUGUUUGAUGGCCUGAUACGAGGGUCAGCUUCGUCGCGUCUCUGCCUCUCUGGGUUUUUUGUAUUCCCCAGCGGUGGUUUCGUCUGAAUUUCGUUGACGAAUUCGUUGAAAUUUAUGAAUUUUUUGGGGUACUGUUUGGAUCUGGCGGAGGAGAAGCUGAUUUACUUUCUGUGGGUUCUUGUUUUUCCCCCUUCCUCGCCCCAAAAUUCCGGUUGUUUGACCGCAUCCGGACUUUCUUUGACAUUUUUGACUAGGGAAUGUUUGGCUUUUGUUAUUGAGUCUGCAUUUGCCUAUCUGCUAGUGCACCGGUUAAAAGGAUAUGGUUGUUGUCAGGGGAUUUUAUCAGUUGAUGUCCUUCCUUCUGCAUUUCCGGCAGCAGAAAUUCAGGGGUUAAUGAAAUUUUACAAAUUUGUCGGUGCGAGAGAGAGGGAGCAGUUAAUCUCUUACCUGUGGAAGCCUGGAUCUGGGUGCUUAGAAUUUCUCAGGGGUGUUCUAUGGCUGCAAGUUUUAUCUGCUUUAAAAGAUUAGCUACUAGGUGCAUCUGUUCUUUCUCUAUAGGUUCUGUAGCAUGGAUUCGGAUGUAUAUGGAUGAAAUUGGCUGAUUUCUGUCUGAUUGUUUUGGCAACAGGAAUAAGCAGGAGGGAAUCAUAUCAAGAUGAAGGCUUUGAUCCUUGUUGGAGGCUUCGGAACAAGGUUGAGGCCAUUGACCCUCAGUGUUCCAAAGCCUCUUGUUGACUUUGCAAACAAACCCAUGAUUCUGCAUCAGAUCGAGGCUCUCAAGGCAAUUGGAGUAACUGAGGUGGUUUUAGCUAUCAAUUACCAGCCAGAGGUGAUGCUGAACUUCUUGAAGGAAUUUGAGGCAAAGCUUGGUAUCAAGAUUACCUGCUCACAGGAGACGGAGCCACUUGGCACGGCUGGCCCUCUGGCUCUUGCUAGGGACAAGCUAGUGGAUAAAUCCGGCGAGCCAUUCUUUGUACUCAACAGUGAUGUUAUCAGCGAGUACCCUCUUAAGGAAAUGAUAGCAUUCCACAAAUCCCAUGGAGGAGAGGCUUCUAUUAUGGUCACCAAGGUUGAUGAGCCAUCAAAAUACGGGGUGGUGGUCAUGGAUGAAGCCACAGGGCAUGUCGACAAAUUCGUGGAAAAGCCGAAGAUAUUCGUUGGCAACAAAAUCAAUGCUGGAAUCUACCUCUUGAACCCAUCAGUUCUGGACCGGAUCCAGCUGAGGCCCACCUCGAUUGAGAAAGAAGUCUUCCCCAAGAUAGCUGCAGACAAGAAGCUCUUUGCCAUGGUCCUGCCAGGGUUCUGGAUGGACAUCGGGCAGCCGAGAGACUACAUCACAGGGCUCAGACUCUAUCUAGAAUCACUAAGGAAGAAAUCCUCGACCAAGUUGGCCACUGGCUCCCACAUAGUCGGCAAUGUGUUGGUGGACGAGACUGCGACAAUAGGGGAAGGGUGUUUGAUCGGUCCUGAUGUCGCGAUUGGACCGGGAUGCGUGGUCGAAGCCGGGGUUAGACUGUCUCGUUGCACCAUGAUGCGUGGGGUGCGCAUCAAGAAGCAUGCCUGCAUUUCCAGUAGCAUCAUUGGCUGGCACUCGACUGUUGGCCAGUGGGCUCGGGUUGAGAACAUGACAAUCUUGGGGGAGGAUGUGCAUGUGUGUGACGAGAUUUACAGCAAUGGGGGUGUUGUCCUGCCGCACAAGGAGAUCAAGUCCAGCAUUUUGAAGCCGGAGAUAGUGAUGUGAGUCAUGUGACAAACCAAAGAAAGGUAGUAGUGAAGAAUGGAAUUCAUGGUUUUGGGGGGAGGUGUAGAAUCAAUGUAUGUUCACUAGGGACUGGUCUGAGGUGGAAGGGGAGUUCUUCCAGUUCAACUGGAAAGAAAUUUGCCUGUUUCUCCCAUUUUCCCCCUUUUCUUCUCAUUUGGGUUUCAAUAUCAAUUGGCCUUUCUCCCAUGGAGAAGUGUAAAAGUCAGUCUGUUGUGAGUUGUCAUUUUUGUUUUUGUUGCCAAAUAGAAAUGUGAUAUAAAUCUUGGUGUGAGCAAAUUUGUAGCAGUGGGAUGGAAUGUGGAUAGAAAUAAAUUCAAGAUCCUCAGUUUGGUGGCAAACAUUAGUUUCUUUUUUCUUGCUCUUAUCUACAUAUUCAAUUCUACUGGCAUGCUUAUUAUGUCACUGGCUUGAGCUUCCUAACGAGAUGAAUUUAUUACUAAAUACAUUUUUGGUAUAGUUUAAUACUGAUUUAGUGGUUUACUGUUUCUCAAGUUCUGCAGAACCUUCUGUAUGAAUGUAUUAGCUGUCGGUGGCUUCAAUUAUUUGUAUGAAGGUAUGAAUGUAUGAACCCCCUCGUUAACUUUUCUUUUCCCCUGUCUCUCUCCCUAACAGGUCCUAUAGCUUCCAUGUCUCUUUCUUUCUGCACAAGGUACCCCAUUUAGCAUCUGCACAUUAUGUGGAAUAAUAAAACCACACUGACAUGCGAUGAAUCCUGUUCUAAGGAAGUUUAUGUUUGCUCUUUCUACAGAUUUGAAGCAACUUGCUAGAUAUGGCAUCUGCACAUUAGUUGGUAACAUCCAUUUCCAGGCUGUUGAAUGCACCAAGAUUUAGGCCAAGUUUGUGACAGAAUCCAAUUUGGACUCACAUGCAGGUCAAAAGUGGGCAGUCACUUUGUCAGAGUGCUGGUUUUAUACUCAAGUAAAAUGGGAUCUUGAUUAAUUUUUAUUCAAUCAUAAGAUGUCUGAUUAAUCUUUAAAAUUUGAAGGAAAUCAAACUGCAGGAUAACAACCACCAUGAAUACCCAGAACGUUCAAGAUGCCAGUUUGCUGGUGAAGAGUUAUGAGUUUGCUGAGAGUUUAUGAAUGAGGGAAAGAAGAGGACACACUGGAAUCUGUGGGAAGCUUCUCCCUACGAAAAGGAAUUUGGAUAAGGGCAUCUCGAUAGAAGAAUGAAGCAAAAACAACAAGGCCAUUUUCAGUAGGGUCACAGCAGAAUACAUGAUUGAGGAGUAGUAGUGUAUGAUGCAACUUUUUGUGCUGUCUCUUAGUGGUUGCUUAUUUGGAUUCAUUUAAUUUGCACUUCUGCAGUGGUCCUUUUCUCUCUCUCUCUGAGUGUGUUGCAGUUUACCAGAAAAGCAAGUGGGAAAUGAUUUUCUAAAUUAUUACCUGUCAUACUGAUUGUAGCACCCCACAUGACUCCCCUCAUUGAUUGAAUAAGGGGCAAAGUGGGUC